UCCACCUCUAUAAAUAGACCAGCUUCUUGCAUGAAGGCAGUUCAAUAUAAGGGCAAAUUACCAUGGCCGAGCAAAAGAAAAGUAAAUUAAGAGGGUGCAUCAAGACGACUACAGGCCCUUGGAUAGUCCACAAAGCCGGGAAAGAUGGAAGGCUUGUCACACGAUAUCGAUUCCCUUCAGAGAUUGAACGCCAAAAUAACAAAAGAAGGGAAUGCAAGCGACGAGCCGUGGCCAGACAGAUAUUUGCAGGCCUUCGAGCUCAUGGAAAUUAUAAACUGCCUAAACAUGCUGAUUCCAACGACUUGCUGAAAGCUCUUUGUGAAGAAGCGGGUUGGCACGUUGAAGAGGAUGGAACCAUUUCCAGAAAAAAUGUUCACUCGGACUUGUCAAGCUCAAGCUCUCCAAUGGUGUCAUUUGAAGUUCCUGAUUCUUGCACUUGUGAUGAUCGUGAAAAUGUAGCACACACCAACUACUUUGCCUUGAAAAAAGUCUCUUCAGCCAUGGAGCUCCUUCAUGAAGAAAAUACUAACCUCGCACUGUCAUUAUAAUCAUUACGGUCAUAUCAUUGAUAAUUUUAGAUAACUAGAUGUUGGAUCGAGGAAAGUAUCUACAUCUUUGUGAAUAUACUAUAGCUACGUGGAGAUAUUUGGAAUGAAACUAAAAAGAGAUUACUCAAGGAGCAGGUUUGUGGUUGAAGGUCACAAGAGUAGUGCGAUGUAUUAUUUAUGUUCGCUUAUCACUCCACAAGAAGUAUCGAAAUCUUAUUGUUUAUAUUUACUUGAAA
Messenger RNA from Syzygium oleosum, 784 nucleotides. RefSeq names its product BES1/BZR1 homolog protein 3-like. Gene Ontology annotation, molecular function: DNA-binding transcription factor activity. The record is from RefSeq and is a predicted model, not a curated record. NCBI's taxonomy places the organism in Eukaryota, Viridiplantae, Streptophyta, Magnoliopsida, Myrtales, Myrtaceae. Bases 63 to 548 code for a protein of 161 amino acids. Gene Ontology annotation, biological process: brassinosteroid mediated signaling pathway; DNA-templated transcription. The transcript has 2 exons.